This is a messenger RNA of Capsaspora owczarzaki ATCC 30864, 2447 nucleotides long. RefSeq lists its product as hypothetical. Gene Ontology annotation, molecular function: protein binding. The record is from RefSeq and is a predicted model, not a curated record. The coding region runs from base 111 to 2348 and encodes 745 amino acids. The transcript has 16 exons. Lineage: Eukaryota; Filasterea; Ministeriida; Capsasporidae.
UUUUUUUUUUUUUUCCCAGUCUCUCUUUUUGUUGCUUUUCCACUCUUUCGAUCUUGCUUUUCAUUUGUUUUUACGAUCCACUUUCCAACACCCAAAGCAAAAGCGGGAAAAUGACACGUUUCGAAAUACGGUCCAAUCGGCUUUUGGUGGUCGGGUUUGUUCUUGUGCUCGGCGCCGCCGCGGUGGUCAACGCCGCACCGGAUCCAUGCGACUCGGCGUGCUACUGCGCAUACCAGCAGAUUGUCUGCACCGCGAGCUUUACCGCCUUUGCGGACUAUGGCGACUUUCCAGACGUCGACCCGCCGUGGGGCGAUCUCAACUUGCUCAACUCCGGAGUGACCGCAAUUUCCGCUGCCGACCUAGCGGCCCUUCCCGGCCUUACUCGCAUCACUCUUCCCUACUCGCUCGGACCGGGAUCUGUCGAGGAUUCUGCCUUCCAACAACUGCCUCUUCUCAAUUUUGUCCUGAUGGGAUCUGCUGCAUUCUCAAAUUCAAUGAUUGUCGACACGAGCGUGACCGAGCUGUCGGUUGAUUUUGACGACGCGACAAUUCCGGCCUAUUUCUUCAAUCACUUGGAACAGUUGGCCAUUCUGGAAAUCAGCAGCGUGGGCGGUUUUGCACCCUUCUCACUGAAUGGAUUGGCGCCGCUCAAUACACUAACAAUGAGCGGUGAUUUCACCACCGUGCCAGCGUCUCAGGUCCUCGAGCUGCUUCCAAACCUGAAAAACCUCUUCAUGUUGAACAGUGCGGUGACUACGCUUCAAAAUGUUGGUCUCACAGCGCUCCCAGGACUGGAACUCUUAUCGAUGCCUUCGUCGGAAAUGACCUCGAUUCCAACCAAGUACUUUAAAGAGUCUGUCAGCUUGCCUCAGCUGACCUAUCUGCGUCUCGACUCGACCCCCCUGACUCAGCUUGUCGCGGAACAGUUUAAUGGCUUGGAAAAUCUCAAAAUUCUCCAACUGGACGCUUCGGCAAUCACCUCCAUCUCACCGCAAGCCUUUGCAGGACUUUCUCGGCUGACCUCCCUGUCCUUGACUCAAAACAAACUCACCACUCUGCCCGCUGGGCUUUUUGCUUCGCUCACAAGCUUGCAGGUUUUGGGCCUUCAUUCCUCUCUCAUCUCUAGCGUUGCUCCCGGCGCAUUUGCUGGUCUGGCUGAGAUGUCAUUCAUAAGCUUGAAGAAUAUCCGCGCCACUACCCUUCCUCCUGGGCUGUUCCAGGGAGUUUUUUCAUCGGAGUCGGGAUUUGCCGAAUUGAAUCCCCACAACUUUUCGUUCGGCGGCGCCGUGCGAACACCUCCCAGCACCUACGGCAGUCUGGCGCUUGUUUUUUCUUGUCCUACUGAGUGCGCGACUUGCUACGGUGGCCUGCCCACCAACUGCUGCCCAACCAACUGUCUCUAUUGCAACAGCACCACUUGCCAGGAGUGUUACAGCGGCUACACGAUGGCGGCAGAUAACACUUGCUUCUCGACGACUGCUCAGUCGAUUGCGUCGGCGGCAACCAGCUCUGCCGUCUCAGCUCUUUCUGCGCAAUCUGCUAUCUCUGCUUCGUCCGUGUCUGCCAAAUCAGCGUCCAGUGCCAAGUCGGUCUCUGCCCAAUCUGCUGCAUCUGCCCAGUCAGUUGCUUCGGCCCAGUCGGCUGCAUCUGCCCAGUCUGCCGGAUCGGCCCAGUCGGUGCUUUCUGCCCAGUCCGUUGCUUCCGUCCAGUCGGCUGUUUCUGCAGCGUCGGCCGCUUCUGCACAGUCGGUUGCAUCCAUUUCUGCCAUUUCUGCCCAAUCGGCCGCGUCUGUCUCUGCCUCUUCUGCUGCGCAAGGCGAUGGGGACGAUUCCUCUUUGCUGCCCAUUAUUCUCGGAGCCGCUCUUGGUGGCUUAUGCCUUCUUCUGCUCGUUGCACUGGUGAUUGUCGCUCGUCGCCGUCGUCAUGCCAAGCCCAUCCGUGCCAAGCAGUCAAAGUUUGACCCCACCGAGACGAACGCCUGGGUUGCCGACUCGCCUUCCAAGUUUGAGCUGAUCUCCGCUCAGCACGCGCACUACGAUGAUGUGGGUGCCUGGGGACCGGGCUCUACUGGCACCAAGGACGCCGGUCUGUACUCGGACUUGCAGUUCACUCCAAACUAUGCUCAGCUGGACGUUGCCUCAUCCACCCUCUCCAAGGCUCCUGUUGGACACUCUACGUCAAACUACGCAGCUGUCACCCCGGCUGGCUCUUCAACUUCGCAGUACGACACGAUUGGCUCGCCUGUGACCGACGUUGGGGCGUCAGCCUCGCAGUACGAGACGAUCGGCUCUCCCGCGCCUCCCUCCGGCACGAACGGCUACGAUACUCUCCAGCCCCCUCGCCCUUAAAGUUGCCAUGUUGUGAGUGAACAGUGACCCCAGACUUUUGUGCAGUUUUUGGUGUUUUUUGUGUUGUUGUUGUUGUUGUUGUUGUUGUUGUUGUUGUUG